Molecule: messenger RNA, 2718 nt
Organism: Psylliodes chrysocephalus
Lineage: Eukaryota; Metazoa; Arthropoda; Insecta; Coleoptera; Chrysomelidae
Source: the annotation of a GenBank genome assembly
AUGGAAAAAAGGCAAACCAAAUUAUCUAAAAUUCUUUUACAAUUUGAGCAGAUUACAGACGAAAAACUGAGUGUUGUAGAUAAUCUCGAUUUAAUAAUUAAUCAGAUAUUUUCAGCUGUAGACCAUGUUAAAAAAAAACAAGAAAAUAUGAAGACGAAAGAUGUGUCUUACAUCCACACAUAUUGCAUAGAUGUUUUAAAGCAAUUAACAGAAAUUAAUUCACUUUUAGAAAAUUUGAUAGAAGACAAUCCACUGAAGAAUUUGCACAUUGAGGAACAUACAUUUGUUCCACCUAGUAGUGAUAAAAAAAAUGAGACAGAUUUAGCCUCAAAUUUAGCUAUUUUAGUUAAGUCUGAAAAUGGUGUCUCAAAUUCAGAGGUUGAAUCGGAGGUAUUCUGCAGAUCAAUUUCAGAAAAAUAUCCCUAUCAUGGAACUGAAUGUACAGAACAAAUUGCCAAUGAGGAAGCACAAACAGUUUGUCAUCCCAUUUGUCAAACUGAUACAGAUGAAAUUCAAAAUCUGAAAAAAACUUUACAGAUGUGGAGCCAAAAAUAUGGUUUGAAUAAAACAAAUCUCUCAAACAUGACAGAUUAUUAUGAAAAAUCAUCAACUAGUUUUGCCCAAUGCUCAACGGCAUCAAAGGAAAGUUUUAUUUUGCCAGAAAGAUCUAAUUUAGGAGCCAAUAAUAUAAAAAUUAUCGAAAUACCAGAGAGAGACACAAACCAAGACUAUUCAGAAAGCAAAUGCGACAAAAAAGUUAUCUCUACUGAUACAUCUUGUUCUUCUGAUGAACUAACUGGAAAUGAUUCAGUGAACAAAAGUGGCAGCCCUUUAAUUUGUUUUUCGGAUACAGGUAGUACAGAUUCAGACCUCCCUGGUGCUAUCUCUCCAUUAAAAGAAGAUUCUACAUUAAAUAAAUGUAAUUCUACUAAUUUAAUCUCUAAUGUUAAAAAAAGUGAUAAAAGAAUUUACACUGCCUUAGAAAAGAUUAACAAUAAUCAUAGACCUCAAGUGAAAGACAAUGACAGUUUCGCAUGUUCUGUUUUGCCAGACAUAAAAUUAAAACCUUCUGGAAAUGUCAUACAAAAUUUCAUACCAACUGCUGGUGGAAGUCAGUCAAAAAAGAAAAAGGACAAGAAACAAAAAAAAGACAAAUUAUUUUAUGAACUAAAACAUAAAGUACCGCCGAAAGUUGGAGAAAUGUGUGUCAUGAGCCACGUAGAAACUCCCACAGAAUUUUAUAUCCAUGUUGUUGAUGAAGACACACAAAAAAUUGAUGACUUUAAUCAAAGAAUUAAAGACUAUUUUACGAAGCAAGAUCCAAAACCCGAAUAUAAAUCAAAAGAAGCAGCCUUAAAUGAAAUCGGAAGAUUUUGUGUUGUUUAUUUAGUUCAAGACAAUGGGUGGUAUAGAGGAGAAAUACUGAAUGGAUAUAUGAAUGAAAAGCAUGAUGACGUUCUUUUGCGUUUAGUAGAUUAUGGAAGUACAAAAUUAGUUUCUUAUAAAAAUUUAAGAAAGUUAAAAGAAUCAAUGAGCCACCUACCAAUGUUAGCCAUUCGGUGCCAUUUUCCCUUGUUCUAUCCACCAGGUUCAACUAAUUUGAAUCGAUUAACAGAAUGGCCAGCAAGUAGCAUAGAGGGUCUACUUAAUUUUAGUGGAAUUUUUAGCCUGGAUAAUAAAAUGCAGUUUUUUAGAAUUGCUUAUGCAGACCUAGAGGAAAACUCCUUAGCUGUUGAUUUAUUUAUUGAUGAAGAAGGGCCGGAAGGAAGUACCUUGGGCGAGAUCUUGAUGAAUAUUGGCUUAGGUGUUCAAAUUCUUGAAAACUAUGAUGAAAACAACAUGGAAUUAGAGGAAUUUCUAGGUGAUAUUGACACCUUAGAAGUAGAUAAUAUUAAUGAAGCAAUCAUAGGUUAUGAUCCGAGAGAUGAAGCACGAAUAUGCAAAUUUACGAAAAGUGAUGGUACUUGUUUUAAGGGAAAAAAUUGCAAACUUGAACAUGUUCCUUUAUCAAAAGAUGGUUUUACUACAGACCAAGAAGCCGUUUUUUCUGAAGCGAUGUAUCCACUUAUAUUACCUCCAUCCGGAUCUAUUGUAAUGAUCUUAAUAACUGGCUACAAGGACGUUUGUCGAUUUUUCGCACAAAUAAUUACAAAACCCUACAAUGCACAAAAGUACAAAAUGGAUCAAGAAUUUUAUUUCCUACUCGAAGAAAUGAAUUCUGGAAAAAUUGUAAAAACGUAUGAACCAUUCAAAGUGGCACCCUCUAUAGGUGAAAUAGUGAUUUUUAAGCAUUGGAAAAAAUGGUCAAGAGGCAUUGUAAGAGAGAUUACAAUGGGCGACCAUGCUAAACAAGAUGUAGCACAUGUGUUUGUUGUAGAUUUUGGUGAAUAUGCUAAAGUUGCAAUUAAAGAAUUAAGAAAAAUUAAGCCACAUUUCUUAAAACUUCCAUUUCAAGCUGUUGAAUGUUACAUCCACAAUUAUGAAAUGAAUGAAAAGUGUUCAAAGACUGAAGCUAGCGCGUUUUUUCAUAAAAACUUGUAUUUUCACAAUUUUACUGCCAUUACAAUGUCUUCGUAUCCUCCCCUGAAAGUACAACUAAAAAAUGCAAAUGGAGCCAUGGACGUGGGAGAAACACUAGGAUCUAUGGGUUUCGCUGUAAAACGGAAAGUAGACAUGAAUAUAUCAGACAAUUGCCCUAUAGAACAAUAUGGACAAUAA